Messenger RNA from Calypte anna (Anna's hummingbird), 1748 nucleotides. Its product is annotated as cytochrome b561 domain-containing protein 2. Gene Ontology annotation, molecular function: transmembrane monodehydroascorbate reductase activity. Gene Ontology annotation, cellular component: endoplasmic reticulum. Bases 49 to 717 code for a protein of 222 amino acids. Lineage: Eukaryota; Metazoa; Chordata; Aves; Apodiformes; Trochilidae. The transcript has 3 exons. The record is from RefSeq and is a predicted model, not a curated record.
UGCUGACGGCCGUGUCGGCGGACCCCCCCCCCUUCCCCCCAGGCCGCCAUGGCCCUGACGGCCGAGACCGAGUCCCGGCUCUACCGCUCUCUCCGCGCCGCCGCCGGCGCCGCCGCCCAUCUCGUGGCUCUGGGCUUCCCCACCGCCGUGGCCGUGCUGGCGCGGCCCGGAUCCAGCCUCUUCUCCUGGCACCCGCUGCUCAUGGCCCUCGCGUUCUCGUUCCUGAUGACGGAAGCGCUGCUGGUGUUCUCCCCGGAGACCUCGCCCCUCCGCUCCUUCUCCCGCAAAGUCAAGGUGCGGGUGCACUGGGCGCUGCAGCUGCUGGCCCUCCUCUGUGCCCUCCUGGGGUUGGGCAUCAUCACCUACAACAAGCACCUGAACGGCAAGGCACACUUCGUCACCUGGCACGGCCUGACGGGGCUGCUGACCGUGCUGUACACCGGCGGGCAGUGCACGGGGGGAGCGCUGCUGCUCUAUCCCAAGCUGAUGAAGAACUGGACGCUGGCCAAGCUCAAGUUGUACCACGCCACCUCGGGGCUGGUGGGCUACCUGCUGGGCUGUGCCAGCCUGAUGCUGGGCAUGUGCUCUCUGUGGUUCACCGCCUCGGUGACCAGCGUCACCUGGUACCUUGCCAUGCUGUGUCCCCUCCUCACCAGCCUGGUUAUCAUGAACCAGGUGAGCAACGCUUACCUGUACCGCAAGCGGAGCCAGCACUGAGGGUCUGGGGGUCUCCUCGGUACUAGAUUUCUCCCUACUCAUCUCUUGUUAGUCCUGGAUUGUCUCUAGUGUCUCGUCCCCACAGAGUGGCUUGGGUGUGUGUCACCUACCCACCUCCUGCCUGCUUUGGUGGGGACGUUUCCCAGCACAGGUAAAGCUGCUGGUCCCUGCAGCAGCUUGGUGCUCAGUGCUGGGAACCAGAGUGUUCACUCAGGACUCCUGCUCCUCUUCCCUUCCCACCCAGAGCUGUUGUGUUCCUGGUGAGGAGGGCAGGGAGUCCCCGCUCGCCCAGGAGGCUGCAGUGGGCACCACGCUGCCUCUCCUGCCACAGAGGCAGCUUGGCCAGUGAAGGCGCUGGGCACGGUUUUGGCUUCAGCCACUGGAGGGCUGAAGUGGGGUGGCAGCACUCAUGGUGCCUGUCCCCAUGGGGCAGGGCUCUCUGGGACCAGUGCAGUCAGCCCUGACCAACAGCUUUGGGUCCAGGUGCCCAGCUCCACGCACAAAUCUCUCCCCUAGGCUGGGGCAGUGAAGCUUCAGCCUGUUGGGAUGUGGGGGCCAUUUUACAGAGCGGUUACAGAGCUGAGCUGGAAAGGGGCAGCCUGCGAAGGCUCUGAGGGGCUCAGGGAACAGAACUUGGGGGGGGGGAAAAACUCUCGAGCCAACCUGCAGCACAGCCCUUGGGAAGGCAGAAAGGAGCCCCCUCACUUUGCCAGCACAGCAGCCUGCCUGCCUUCCAGCCCUCACAGGCACUUGCAGCAGCUCCUCCUCAGCAUGGAUCCUGCUCUAGGCAGGGCUGGAGAGCUGGGAGCAGCUCCCAGCUGGGAAAUUCCUCUGUAUCCAGAGCUUUUACUCAAUAAAAAUUUCAGGCAGCUACAGUGUGACAAGUCCUGUUUCCUGUCCAGUAGGCCUUUGGGGUGUGGGCAGAUGUCCUGUAUCUCCCCAGAUUUGCCCCCUCCUGCUUGCAAAGCAUCUCACCUGCUGAGAGCAACUAAGAAGAAACCCCCUCCCCAGCCCCUGGGGGCUGCUCUGUG